AGCGAGCACACUGACCCUAUACCAUCCACACCCUGAAGGCUCCACGGUGCCCACGCCGGCUGUCUGGGUGGGACCGUGGCCUGAUCACUCACCCACAGCAGGACUGGUCCCCAGGACUGAGAAACAAGGCCCAACACUCCUGCCCCAGAGAAGAUGGGACAGAAAAGGAGAAAGGGCUCCUUGGGAGAAGGCAGACCAGGCGUCUGGGACCGUCACACUCACCACCUGCACCAUGUGUGGAGUGACUCAGUGGUGUGCACCGGCUCACGAAGUGUGCUGUGUCAUGUGAGGAGGGGCUGAGGGACAGGCAGACGGGGCAUGGAUACAGGAGAGAGCAGGUGGCCCAUUGCCGGGACCAGCUUUGGGGAUUACGGGCCAGAGGUCGCUGAAGGCCCCAAGGACUCCCUGGACAGCUCCCAGGGCACGGAGCCUGAAACCAGCCACCUGUCUGCCCCUAACAAGGAGACCAUUGUGGUCACUCUCCACGGGGCCACCAACCUGCCCACCUCCAGCGAUGGUGCCCAGCCGUGGCCCUAUGUGGUGGUGAAAAGCACAUCUCAGGAAGCGAAGAACCAGAACUCCAGGGCAGUCACGGCUGUGACCUCGGAGCCUACCACAGAUCCUGUCUGGGGGGACACGGUGAAAGUGGAGAUCCAGGCGGAGGACGUGGGGCAAGAAGAUAUGAUACUCAAGGUGGUGGACAACAGGCAGAAAAGGGAGCUGCUAUCCUAUGAAAUACCCAUCAAGUACCUGCGGGUCUUCCACCCCUACCACUUCGAGCUGGCAAAGCCCACCCCGUCUGGGCAGAACGACAAAGCCACCACCAUGACCAAGCUGUUCGCAACCGUCGUGCGGAAGGGCAGUGCCAUCCCCCGCUACGUGGGCUGCAGCCACACAGCCCUGGAGGUCUUCCUCCGGGGAGUCAACGAGCCCCUGGCCAACAACGCCAGCCCCAUGGUGGUGAUCGCCAGGGUGGUCCCCAACUACAAGGAGUUUAAGGCCAGCCAGGCAAGCGGGGACCCAGGCUCCGUGGGGCUGCCCGUCACCCCACUCUCCUUCCCCAGCCCAUCCGUGAUGAACUUUGAUGUGCCCCGGGUUAGCCAGAACGGGUGCCCUCAGCUGUCCAAGCCUGGGGGGCCCCCAGAGCAGCCCCUGUGGAACCAGGCCUUCCUCUUCCAAGGCCGAGACGGAGCCACCAGCUUCUCCGAGGAUGCGGCCCUGGUGCUGGAGUACUACCCCUCGCCCUCACUGAAAGGCGGUGACCCCUGGGCCCUGGGCCCAUCCCUGGGCAUCUCCGUGUUGCCACUGAAGAGCCGUUUGUACCGGAAGAUGCUGACAGGGAGAGACCUGAAUGGGCUACGUGUGGAGCGACUGCCGAUCGCCAACACCAGCCUGAAAACUGUAAGCGGUGAGGCCCCCACGGUGGAUCUGUCCUUCCAACUCCUUUCCUCUGAGCUGAACAGGAGACACUGUGUGCCGGGAACUGUGCAGAGGCCAGAAAACUUCCUGACACCAAGCAACAGCAAAGCUCUGCCCAGUCUGGACCCCAAGAUCCUGGAGGAGAAACUGGGGACCAUCCGCGAGUCCUGGUCCAAGGCCACAGUGAGCUCUGUGCUGGAUUCUAGCACGUCCACCUCCCAGGGUGCCGAGGAGGAGCCCCAGCUGCUGGAGACGGCCCAGGCCAUGGAGAUGAACAACUACCGGCGGGCCAUGCAGAGGAUGGCAGAGGACAUCCUGUCGCUGCGGAAACAGGCUGGCGUCCUGGAGGGGGAGAACCGCGUGCUACGGAGUCAGCUGAGCCAGCAGGAGCGGCAGGACAAAGCGGAGGAGGACCAGGGCCUGGCGUCCGUGAAGCAGAAACUGCUGCUGCGGGAGCUGGACGUGAAGGAGCUGAGGGACAGGGUGCAGCACCUGCAGAACGAGCUGAUCCGCAAGAACGACCGGGAGAAGGAGCUGCUGUUUCUGUGUCAGACCCAGCAGCCGCAGGGGCUGCAGAGGCGGUAUCAGGACAGGCUGCAGCAGGUGAAGGCGCUGGAGGAGACCGUGAGGCACCAGGAGCAGGUGAUCGAGAAGAUGGAGCAGGUGCUGGAAGACAGGCUGCGGGGCAGGACUGAGCCCCCACCCAGGGCCAGGCUGCAGGGAAAGCCCAACGUAGGCGGGGCUGCUGCCCAAACCUUCCCCAUGCUCCCGGCCCCUGGCCCUUCCCUGGGCCCCCCAGGAGAGAACCUGCCUGCUGAUAUCUACUCAGUGCUGCUGGCAGAGAACUCGAGGCUGCGGGCAGAGCUGGACAAGACGCACCACCAGUCGGCCCCCAUCAUCCUGCAGCAGCAGGCCCUGCCUGUGGACCCCUGGGAGCUGGGAGCAGGAGACCUAGCAGAAAGGCUGCGAGAGGCAGAGGGCCCAGGUGGCUCCCGGGACACGGAGACCCAGGCCACACAGGACCUCCUCUCGGGCACCUCAGAGAAGUUCAACCUCAUGGCUAAGCUGGAACGAGCUCAGAGCCGGAUACUGUCCCUGGAAAGCCAGUUAGAAGACUCAGCUCGACGCUGGGGACGAGAGAAGCAGGACCUAACCACGAGGCUACAGGAGCAAGAGAUCAUCUUGGGGCACCCCUCAAACCCCAUCAUCACUAGCCAGCCCAGCGUCUCAAGCCAGACUAAGGACCUCAAGCGGCCCUCCAAGGUGGACCCCUUGCCACCCAGCUCAGACACCAAGCUCCACCAGUCCUCCAGCUCCCAGAAGGUGGGCUCAAACCCUCAGCAGCAGCCCUGAGCACAGGCCCCCUUCCCACUGCCCAGAUGCCUUUAUUAAAUGCUGUAGCUCC
Molecule: messenger RNA, 2824 nt
Organism: Tupaia belangeri chinensis (Chinese tree shrew)
Lineage: Eukaryota; Metazoa; Chordata; Mammalia; Scandentia; Tupaiidae
Gene: CCDC33
Product: coiled-coil domain containing 33
Exons: 22
Coding region: 319-2772 (817 amino acids)
Cellular component (GO): peroxisome
Source: RefSeq, a predicted model, not a curated record